UAGGAGUCCCUAGAACCUCCCGCAACAAAUACCCCCUCCUUCACCCCUCUGGACGCGACGCCGGCAUCAGUAAUUGAGCGCCGCGGCGGCGGAGGCGGGCGAGGCUGCAGACGCCGACGAGGGCUGAGCCGGACCCACCCACCCACCGAGCGCCGUGGCUUGGGCGGCCGGGGAGAGGGAGGGAGUGGUUGGUGAGCUCUAAUGGCGGGCCUCCCCUUUCUCCUCGCGCUCCACAUCGCACUGCUGCUGCUUCUUCCCUGCUCCUGCCAGGUUGGGGAUUCGUGCUCGUCGGCGCGCGACUGCGGCGCCGGCCUCUACUGCGGCAAUUGCGCCGCCACCGGCAAGACCCGGCCGUCCUGCAUCAGAGACCUGGCGAUCCAGCCUACCUCCAUUGUGAAGGGACUGCCCUUCAACCGCUACUCAUGGCUGGUCACCCACAACUCCUUCUCCAUCAUAGGCGAGCCGUCGCACACCGGAGUCGAGAGGGUCACGUUCUACAACCAGGAGGACACUGUCACUAACCAAUUGAGGAAUGGAGUGAGGGGAUUGAUGCUGGAUAUGUAUGACUUCAAUGAUGAUAUCUGGCUCUGCCACUCCUUGCAAGGCCAAUGCUACAACUUCACUGCUUUUCAACCAGCAAUUGACACAUUGAAAGAGGUGGAAGCAUUUCUAUCUGAGAAUCCGACAGAGAUAAUAACAAUAUUCAUUGAGGAUUACGUCCAUUCAACGAUGGGAUUGAGCAAAUUGUUUACUGCUGCUGACUUGACGAAAUAUUGGUACCCUAUCUCAGAAAUGCCAACUAAUGGAAAGGACUGGCCAAGUGUCACAGAUAUGGUUGCAAAGAACCACAGGUUGCUAGUGUUUACUUCUGAUUCUUCAAAGGAGGCUAGCGAAGGAAUAGCAUACCAGUGGAGUUAUCUGCUGGAGAAUGAGUCUGGAGAUCCAGGGAUCACUGGUUCUUGUCCAAAUAGAAAGGAAUCACAACCACUAAACUCAAGAUCUGCAUCUCUGUUUAUGCAAAAUUACUUCCCCACAAUUCCUGUAGAGAAUGAAGCGUGUAAAGAGAAUUCUGUUGGACUACCACAGAUGGUCCAAACUUGCUAUACUGCAGCUGGAAAUAGAAUCCCUAACUUCAUAGCUGUGAAUUACUACAUGCGAAGCGAUGGUGGGGGUGUUUUUGAUGUUCAAGACAGGAUCAAUGGCGUGACACUAUGUGGCUGCAACACCAUUGCUGCUUGCCAGGCUGGGGCACCAGCGGGCGCAUGCAAGGACACCGGAGCCCCUAACCGGACUUCCUCUUCUGUAAAUGGAAACGUAUAUUCAGGAACUAUAGAAUUCAAGUCACCUGCUUCAGCAGCCAGCAUUUCGAAUGCUAACAUCCCUAGUAAAUUUGUUGGUUUGCUACUGCUAGGUCUUGUGUUGAUCAUUAAGCCGUUUUGAUCUUUCAGGCAUUCUUUUUUUCUUUUGAUGAGUUUGCCACGUUUCUUUUUCGUUUUUAAUGUCUCCUAUGUGAUGGGAUUACAAUUACAGUAAGUAAUCUUGUUAGCCAUCUAGGCUAGAAUAGAUUCAGAGAGUUACGGUCUGGUCUGUUUGGCUGUCUGACCUGAGAAAUUUCCUCUCAUGCCUGCUCGAUAUGUUCUAGGCUAGCACCUUACGUUGUACCCAUCACGAAGUAAUACAAAGAAAUUGAAUGGAUUAAUGGUCCUAUGGGUUGGCACCAA
Oryza sativa Japonica Group (Japanese rice) is the source of this 1721-nucleotide messenger RNA. RefSeq names its product PI-PLC X domain-containing protein At5g67130. Lineage: Eukaryota; Viridiplantae; Streptophyta; Magnoliopsida; Poales; Poaceae. The record is from RefSeq and is a predicted model, not a curated record. Gene Ontology annotation, biological process: lipid metabolic process. Gene Ontology annotation, molecular function: phosphoric diester hydrolase activity.